Molecule: messenger RNA, 2174 nt
Organism: Porites lobata
Lineage: Eukaryota; Metazoa; Cnidaria; Anthozoa; Scleractinia; Poritidae
Source: the annotation of a GenBank genome assembly
AUCCGGAACACUUGUUCACACUACACUAAAGUGGUGGACAGAACCCAUCCGAUAUGUGACGCUCCAUUCACGAGAUCGGCGCGGCGAAGCUUCGUUCCGUUACAGAAAUCGCGCCGAAAUCAACGUUCUUAUAUGUGAACAGAAGCUUUAUCCGGUAUAGCGUGAACACAGCCUAAACCAGACCACAAUCCUUUGCGUCCUGCAUGGCAAGAUGUAAUAUGUAAUUAGCUGUUAUAAAUUAUCAGACUCUAAUCUCGUUUACAACCCUCUCUCGCGCGCAGUUUCUACGAAUUGUUAUAAUCCGCUGCUAUUUUAGCUCCAUAGCUGAGGACUUGAAAUGGCGAGCCAGCUGACGGAUAGAGAGAUGGAUGAACUCCGUGACAAUUUUGGCUUGUACGAUACAGUUGGCGAUGGCAAAGUCGAGUCGUCGAACGUCGGCCAAGUUCUGCGAUCGUGCGGACUUAAUCCAACGAAAGCUGAAGUCGAAAAGGUAAUGAGAGAUCUUGACCCGAACGGGAACAAACGCAUUUCUUUCGAAGAGUUUGUUCCCGUAAUGAUGUCUUUUCGCUCUCGCAAGCAUAAAUACGGUCAGGAAUCGUUCAUCGACAGUUUGAAAGUUUUUGACAACGAUGGAUCAGGAACGAUAAGCUCGGGAGAACUUCGACAUGUGCUGACGAGUUUAGGAGAACGACUUCGUGACGAAGAUGUGGAUACCUUAAUUCAGGGCUUUGAGGACAACACGGGGCAAAUUAAUUACGAGGAUUUUGUAAAAAGUGUUAUGAAUGGUUGAGAACAGAUAUACAUAUGAACAUAAUUACAACGUGGCCGGUCGCACCCUUUACAUCAGGCAGUUGUUUUGACUGUAUUUUCCGCGUGUACUUUAAACUGUAGAGUUCACUUUCAGAUAAUCUUAGUAAACUAUAAGCACCUUAGAAAGUAGAGAGUUAAAAAUGUAAAACCUGACAUUAACAGUGGACGACUCGACUGCCCUGUGCUGCUAAACUACAAUCAUAUAUUUUGUUUAACAAAGCUUAUCAUUAAGGCUCAAGUGAUCGCUUUUAUCAGACAUGGAAAACUGCACGUGCAGUGGAGAAACACAAGUCUCUAUUCAGUCUGUUUGUAAAAAUGACCACAGCAAAAGUUGUUUUUAAAAGUGAAACAGAAACAAUCAUUUAAAUGCGAAAUGUCUUAGAGAUUUAGCUGUUUCACUUGUCUGGUUUUUUCUCAUUGUGCGUGAAUUUUAUACAGAAUAUUUAGUUUUAACGCUCCACCGCAUCUUGCUUCCUUGUCAACCGUAACAUAAGCCAAAUUUUUGCGUUUUUUCUUAUCUUAAUAAUUCAAAAAUCAGCGAAAAACCGCUGUUGAUUAAUUCUCCUAACUGGAUCAUUGCAACCGCCAGAUUGUUUCACGACUGAGUCUAAGCAACGUUUUCAGUUAAAAUACAAACAUAAAAUGCAAAUUAUGUUCGGCAAGAGGUCUCGCUUCCCACGUCAACAGGAGUCCAUAAGUAUUGUUUGUCCAAUCAAUUCAUUAUGUUUGCGUGUGAAUUUGCAUAAACAAUUUCUUGUUAGUCUGGAGGGCAGAAUAAAAUAAUUUGACAAUUUUGAGGACAAUUUGUUGUAGAUAAAUUUAUUUUCGAAGGCAGGAGGAGAAAAUAAAUACAUAGACAUGCAAUGGGACGCUUUUUCGCAAACCGCUUUUCGGUAAUUAAUACAGUCACGUGAGGUGAAAGAUAGGACGGAUGUUAUUAUUAUUUUUUCUGUAAGAGGAAUAUUCUUUAUUGCGUCAAUCUUCUGGGCUUGACUGUUAGCCAUAUCGAUGUUAAGCUUGUCACUUUUGGAGGAUUUGUUUUCCGAUAUUAUAAUUUUAUCGAACAGGGUUGAAUUGGAGGAAGAACUCGUGCCACAAAGGACCUGUUAUGGUCAUUACGGGGUCAUGGCAUCUCGCGGCCCUAGCCCGACGUUUCGUGUUAGAUAAGGCACAAAAAAAUGGAAGAUUUAAGGCAAAGGCGAUAGGAUCUCUCUUUCUAUUCCACGAAGAUUUUGAGAUAAAUGACUCUCGCCGAAGAGAUGAGAUUGCAUUGUGUGUGUGAAUGAACAGAAAAUGAAGGAAGUGAGCGCUGCCAGAUCGUUCAUUUUCUGUGAACUUUACUACGCACACAAAUCGUAACACGC